Messenger RNA from Pseudocercospora fijiensis CIRAD86, 1242 nucleotides. RefSeq lists its product as uncharacterized. NCBI's taxonomy places the organism in Eukaryota, Fungi, Ascomycota, Dothideomycetes, Mycosphaerellales, Mycosphaerellaceae. The coding region runs from base 409 to 1131 and encodes 240 amino acids. The transcript has a single exon. The record is from RefSeq and is a predicted model, not a curated record.
AAAGAGGAACAGGCUCGAACACCAGCCGUGCUUGAUCAAUCGCAAAGGCCGAACGUCCUGUUCUGUCAAGGACCGCUUGAUGUGCACCACAUCAACAAGCAGCACAAUAUUUCUAGCGUCACAUCCAGAGUCGUUGUUGAUGCAGUGGCCGAAGCAACCGACAACCCUCCCGGACGCGGAUUGACCUCGCUUGUCGAACUUGACAGGAUCUGGUAACUGAACUCGAAGGAAGCUCUUGCCAAAAGUGGGCUUCCGACACCGAAAAGUACUGUUACUGAGUUAGAAGAAUACGAGGAUGGAGGCAAGUUCUGUACCCCAGGCAUCGAAGACAGUCUCGAUCAAAGUCCUUUUGACUCUCGAAGGCCAUCCGGAUACAAUGUUUGGGUGGAGCAGCAAGUAAGCGCCAUAAUGACCGACUUGAGGAAACAUCCUUUGCCAAUUGUAGUGAAAGGCAAUCAGUCGUUCGGUGGGGCUGGCACCUGGGUGCUUACAAGUGAGGAAGACCGAGAGAAUUUCAUUGACGACCUCAUGACCGGAGGCCUUCUUCGGAAGCUUCUCAGCUACAUCACCGCCAGUAAUGAGCACCUCAAUCUGGGGAAAGUGGUCAUUCAGGAAGUCGUACACGACCCUGUUCGAGAUGUUGGAUUGAACUUCUUCGUUAAGGCUGAUGGCACAUCGGAGUUCCUGGCUGCUUCAGAGCAGAUGAUCGAUCGUGUAAGUAGUGCUUGGAUCGGCAGUACCAUCGACUAUUCUGAGCAGGACAAAUGGCGUAAAGAUCUUGAGCCACGCAUGAACCAGAUCGGUUCCUGGCUCCACGAGCACGCUUAUGUUGGACCCGCCGGCGCCGAUAUCCUCGAAACUAAAUCCGGAGAAAGGCUGAUAGUGGAUCUGAAUGUGCGAACUACGGGAUCGCUGUGCCUAUCUCUGCUCAGCAAGCACUUCACAAGUCGUGGGUUGAAUGCCGCUUCAUCUUUCUCCAUCACUGUUGAGCAGGACCGAGACCAAUUCAUUGAUACUUGGCGUGAUAAAUUUAAGGAGGGGCGCUUUAUAAUAGUGGCAUGGUAUCAUGAGGCUUCCCUGGGCCAGAGCUAUGCGAAUGUGGUCAUUGGAGCGGAAGAUCAAGCGGCGUAACCGGAGGUCAUCGAAAAAGCGCGAAGCAUGGGUGGCAGCGUGACGUUUUGAGAAGCUGACCCUCGAACAUUAUUUAAGCCUCCGACACUUGAAGACUAAGCUCGGCUACCC